Bicyclus anynana (squinting bush brown) is the source of this 1187-nucleotide messenger RNA. RefSeq lists its product as uncharacterized. The coding region runs from base 207 to 1115 and encodes 302 amino acids. The transcript is spliced from 5 exons. NCBI's taxonomy places the organism in Eukaryota, Metazoa, Arthropoda, Insecta, Lepidoptera, Nymphalidae. The record is from RefSeq and is a predicted model, not a curated record.
GCGUCGUGCAAUAUAAUUGUGUUUGUAAUAUAAUAAAAUCGUUACAAUGCAUUACAUGAUGUCUACUUCCGAACAUUAGAUCCGCUAGUCAUCGGAGCACCUACUCUGCAAACUUUCGUACUUGAACGCGUCCAAAACGUUUUGGUUCCUCGAUACAGAUGAAGAUUGGAAUGACUUUCCAGUUGUAGUUUUCCCUACCAUUCAAUAUGGGUAUUGUCAAGUCAACAAAAUGGGUCUGGUGUUUCCUGGCGCUAAGCUCAGGGCCUUGGAGUACCGUCAGCAGCGUCAAUGUCCGCACUCCGGAGAUUAUCGAAGCGCAGGCGAAAUUUUUUCAGGAUUUUUUCUCAGUACAGUUGAGUCCAUACAAGAUAGAGUUCGGCCAUGUGUGCGAGGACCCUAACACGUGGGAGCAGCGGUACGAGAAGAAAGACUUUAAGAACCACAGGGACAUGGGAAAAGUAAGAUGGGGUGAUAGAAAAGGUGGAUAUGGGGAACACUAUUGGGAUUUGAAUCAUGCUGGUCAUGCUGAAAAGCAAGCAAGUGACGAUGAUUACGAUGACGGCCCUGAUAACGAAGAACUUCAAGACUAUCCAGAGACCGUAGAACAGUCGGACAAAUAUGAAGGUGAAGAAUAUGAUCCUAAUGCGUCUGAUUACAAAAAAACCUCAAGACCUAAGAGAGAAAACUCUAAAGUUGAAAUGCAGUAUCUGAAAGGUGAACAGAACUUUCAAGAAGAACCUACUCCGAUACAAAAGUGGACAAAUAUAGACAAAACUAUAUUCAGAAGACAAAAAAUAGAUAGUAAAGAUGUUUAUGAUGUAGAUUUAAGAACAAAAUAUCUUAAAGAUAACUUGCAAAAAUAUAAUAUUGAUGACACAAAUCCACAACCAAGCAAAAUAAACCAUUUAGUUUUGUCUGUAGGUCAUAAAGUGGAAGAAGAAAAUCCUAAUGGCUUUGUGUCAUAUGAAGCCGGAAGAAAGCAUUACAAACGGCAAGCUUUCGCAGCACCGGUCUUUAGACCUUUUUUGGAGGCGUUCACAGGUCAUUUUAUUGACAGAGUAACUGGUAAAGCAUAUGUUUUACAACCAGUAAAUCACAACAAUCAUCCAUAUUAAUAGUAAUUUAUUAUGCAGUAGAAUAAGUUUAUUAGUAAAAUAAGUUAAUAUUUAUUAAACGUAGUCCUAGAA